CAGAAUUCUGUUCAUUUAUUCUCUUUUCGCGCAUCAAAUGUUCAGAUCUCUUCGUUCUCAAUAUCGGCCUCUGGCUCGACCUGCCGGUACUCACCAACGCAGGAUUAAGACCCUAUCAGCCAGCAGGCCUUUGAGUCUAUGGAACCCGCCCAAGUUUGAGAAUGAGAAAAUGUUCGACUAUGCCAAGGGCUCUCCAGAACGGGCCCAGCUCACAGAAAGCAUCAAGAAGCUCAAGAGCACGUUCCCUGUCAAGAUUCCCAUCCAAAUCAGCGGUGCAGAAGAAAGUUAUUACGGCCCCCAGAAUACCUCUAUUGCCAGCAAGCAAGUUCUGAAACAACAAAACCCAUCAAAUCACAAAGAAGUCGUGGCAGAAUAUGCAACCGCCACGCCUGAGCAUGUCAACGCAGCUAUAGACGCCGCUCUCAAGGCAAAGCCCGCUUGGGAAGCUCUGCCGUUUGAAGAUCGCGCAGCCAUUUUCCUUCGUGCAGCUGAGUUGGUAACUGGUAAAUAUCGCUCUGAUAUCGUCGCUGCAACCAUGCUCGGAAUGGGCAAGAAUAUCUGGCAGGCUGAGAUUGAUGCACCAGCUGAGACAGCAGACUUCUUCCGACAUUACAUUGAUGAAGCAUGGAAGCUGUAUGCUCAGCAACCCAAGGUCCAGACGCCUGGGGUAUGGAAUAAGAUGGAGUAUCGACCAUUGGAGGGGUUCGUUUAUGCGGUGUCGCCUUUCAACUUCACUGCUCUUGGUGCCACGCUUGUCGGACCAGCUGCGUUGCUGGGCAAUGUUGUGGUUUGGAAGCCUUCUGACUCAGCUAUACAUGCUAGUUGGCUUCUGUAUCAGAUCCUUCUUGAAGCUGGUCUUCCAAAGGACGUCAUUCAGUUCUUGCCAGGCGAGCCUAAUGAGAUCACCGAUGCAGUCCUGAAGAGACCUGAAUUCGGUGCGCUGACUUUCAUCGGCUCGACCAAGGUCUUCAAGGGGUUGCAGAAGAAGAUCGGUAAUGGCAUUGGGGAUGAGACUUACAACUCAUAUCCCCGGGUUGUCGGAGAGACCGGCGGCAAGAACUGGGGAAUUGUUCACCCAACCGCAGAUGUCAAGAGCGCCGCUUUAAACACAGUCCGAGCCGCUUUUGAGUAUCAAGGACAGAAGUGCUCCGCCAACUCUCGAGUCUACGUCGCGGAGUCAGUGUGGCCUGAGUUCAAGAAACAUCUUCAAGAGCAGGUGUCUGCUUUGAAGGUCGGAGACGUCGAGAACUACGAGAACUUCAUCAACCCGGUUAUUCACGAAGCUUCCUUUGAUAAAUUGAACAAGAUCAUCGAAGAUGCCAAGAAUGAUAAGGAGUUGGAAUUGGUUGUCGGUGGCAAGGCUUCCAAGGACAAGGGUUACUACGUCUACCCAACUGUCUAUCAAACGACCAACCCUCGUCACGAGAUCAUGACACAAGAGCUUUUCGGUCCUAUCCUCGGCAUCUAUGUUUUCCCUGAUGAUCAGUGGGAAGAGACAUUGACACUGCUCGACACUACAUCCAGAUAUGCUCUGACAGGCAGUAUCUUUGCCAAAGACCCAUACGUGCUUCGCCACGCCCAAGGUGCUCUGAAGCACGCCGCUGGUAUGCUAUAUCUGAACACAAAGUGCACGGGUGCAGUGGUGGCUCAGCAACCUUUUGGCGGGUCUCGUGAUUCGGGCACCAAUGAUAAGACUGGAACUAUGGCUCACUUGCAAAGAUUCGUGAGCACGAGGACAAUUAAGGAGGAGUUUGUACCAUUGGAGAAGGUUCUAUAUCCUUCGAACGAGUGA
This is a messenger RNA of Fusarium redolens, 1792 nucleotides long. RefSeq names its product Aldehyde/histidinol dehydrogenase. The transcript is spliced from 3 exons. Gene Ontology annotation, molecular function: L-glutamate gamma-semialdehyde dehydrogenase (NAD+) activity. Bases 38 to 1792 code for a protein of 584 amino acids. Lineage: Eukaryota; Fungi; Ascomycota; Sordariomycetes; Hypocreales; Nectriaceae. Gene Ontology annotation, cellular component: mitochondrial matrix. The record is from RefSeq and is a predicted model, not a curated record.